Messenger RNA from Penicillium alfredii, 651 nucleotides. Its product is annotated as Ran family GTP-binding nuclear protein. Gene Ontology annotation, cellular component: nucleus; cytoplasm. The transcript is spliced from 5 exons. Gene Ontology annotation, biological process: protein import into nucleus; ribosomal subunit export from nucleus. Bases 1 to 651 code for a protein of 216 amino acids. The record is from RefSeq and is a predicted model, not a curated record. NCBI's taxonomy places the organism in Eukaryota, Fungi, Ascomycota, Eurotiomycetes, Eurotiales, Aspergillaceae. Gene Ontology annotation, molecular function: GTPase activity; GTP binding.
AUGGCUGAGCAACAGGGCCCACCUACCUUCAAGCUCGUCCUGGUCGGUGACGGUGGUACUGGCAAGACCACCUUCGUCAAGCGCCACCUGACUGGCGAGUUCGAGAAGAAGUACAUUGCCACCCUCGGUGUUGAGGUGCACCCUCUUGCUUUCACCACCAACCUGGGCAACAUCCAGUUCGACGUCUGGGACACCGCUGGCCAGGAGAAGUUCGGUGGUCUCCGCGAUGGAUACUACAUCAACGGCCAGGCCGGUAUCAUUAUGUUCGAUGUCACCUCCCGCAUCACUUACAAGAACGUCCCCAACUGGCACCGUGAUCUCGUCCGUGUCUGCGAGAGCAUCCCCAUCGUGCUGUGCGGUAACAAGGUCGACGUGAAGGAGCGCAAGGUCAAGGCCAAGACCAUCACCUUCCACCGCAAGAAGAACCUCCAGUACUACGACAUCUCGGCCAAGUCCAACUACAACUUCGAGAAGCCCUUCCUGUGGCUCGCCCGCAAGCUGGUCGGCAACCCCCAGCUGGAGUUCGUCGCCGCCCCCGCUCUCGCUCCCCCGGAGGUGCAGGUCGACCACGAGCAGCUCGAGAAGUACCGCCAGGAAAUGGAGGUCGCACAACAGAUGCCCCUGCCCGACGAGGACGACGCCGACAUCUAA